Molecule: messenger RNA, 5099 nt
Organism: Oncorhynchus kisutch (coho salmon)
Lineage: Eukaryota; Metazoa; Chordata; Actinopteri; Salmoniformes; Salmonidae
Product: cyclin-T1-like
Exons: 9
Coding region: 324-2474 (716 amino acids)
Biological process (GO): regulation of transcription by RNA polymerase II
Molecular function (GO): cyclin-dependent protein serine/threonine kinase regulator activity
Source: RefSeq, a predicted model, not a curated record
GUCGUCUGACGUUCACAGCUCCUCCUCAAUUGGUAGGCUGAAUUAUCCACUACCGAAGGGUGAUUAUUCCGCGACUGUAAAAACGACCAGACUACACCACACCUGCAAUAAUCCAAAAACAGUCCCCUGACGAGGCGAUAUUCUGCAUCCCACGUCCAAACCAGGAAUAUGUUAUAGAUUAACUCACCAUUGUCUGCUGAUUGUAGGCCCUUCGCAUUUACUUUUCUGUGAGGCCAUGGAUACCAGAGAGGUUUCGUUUAUUUGCCACAGAUGUUUAGAAAUUAUGUUUAGGGACACAUGGCAUAUUUACGCCAUCCACAUCAAUGACGUCAGUUCCUGUGACGUACCCCGAGUCUAAAAAAUUGUCCUUCUCAGUAAUGGCGGCUUCGUUCCCUUCUCCUUCUGGAACAAACAACAAAUGGUACUUCACCCGAGAACAGAUCGAGAAUAGCCCAUCUCGUCGUGUGGGGCUUGAUCCAGACAAGGAAUUAUCCUACAGACAGCAAGCCGCGAACCUUCUACAGGACAUGGGACAGCGACUCAAUGUGUCCCAGCUAACAAUUAAUACUGCUAUUGUGUAUAUGCACCGAUUCUACAUGAUCCAGUCCUUCACCAGGUUCCACAGAAAUGUCAUAGCUCCAGCGACACUGUUCCUGGCUGCAAAGGUUGAGGAACAGCCCCGCAAGUUGGAGCAUGUUAUCAAGGUGACCCAUGCAUGCCUCAACCCUCAGGACCCUUCACCAGAUGUCCGCAGUGAUGCUUACCUGCAACAAGCCCAAGACCUGGUCAUUCUUGAGAGCAUUAUACUCCAGACCCUGGCUUUUGAAAUCACCAUUGACCACCCACAUACUCAUGUUGUCAAGUGCACCCAGCUCGUCAGAGCGAGUAAGGAUUUGGCCCAGACCUCAUACUUCAUGGCUACCAACAGCCUACACCUGACCACAUUCUGCCUGCAGUACAGCCCACCCAUAGUGGCCUGCGUCUGCAUCCACCUGGCUUGCAAGUGGUCCAACUGGGAGAUCCCUGUCUCCACAGACGGCAAGCACUGGUGGGAGUAUGUGGACAAUACUGUCACCCUUGAGCUGCUGGAUGAACUCACUCACGACUUCCUACAGAUCUUGGAGAAGACACCAAGCCGAUUAAAACGCAUUCGCAACUGGAAAGCGGCAGGUCAGACAGUGAAGGGAGGGAAGUCUAAGGUGCCAGAGGACGGGGACCAGACAGAUUGUAUGAUGAGCAUGAUCUCCAUGUCGUCCUCGGAGACCACGCUGGCCAGCCUCUCCAACCCUUCCUCUUCAUCCAUGGCUCCCAUACUACUGGAGCUCAAGUCGACCCUGGGCAGUGGCUCCGACCAGCCCAACCACGUUGAGCUACACGCCCCAGCCAAGGUGUCACUGAGUGAGUACCGGGCCAAGCACGCUGAUGUCCUGGCUGCUCAGAAGAGGAAGCUGGAGAACAUGGAGGCCAGCGUGAAGAGAGAGUAUGCCUCGGCAGCCCAAGCUCUGAUAGGCCAACAUCAGAGGAAGGAGAAGUACCACCAUGAUCAACCGCAGUCCAGCUCCCACCAUUCCAGCUUAGCCUCCUCUGACCUCAGCAGCCCCUCGCCCAUCAUCCUCAAGAUCCCCCUGGAAAAGGAGAGGGGCGAGCGCAGCUCCCUGAAGAUGCGCCUCCCUCUGGGGACUGGGGGAGGAGGGGGGCACAGUGGAGGAGGGAACAGAGGAGCUGGAGGAGAACAGGACAUCAAAGUGAGAAUCCGGGUGCCUGAGAAAGUACGCAGUGCAGGCUCGGGAGAGGAGGGGGGCAAGAGUAGGGAGGGCAAGCAUCGAGAUCGCUCCCACCACCACCAUCACCACCAUCACCAUCAUUCAUCGUCGUCUUUGAGCGGUGCUUCCGUCUCUUCGUCCUCGUCACAUAAACACUCAGCCAGUGCUGCUGGAGCUGUAGGAGGAAGUGGUAGCAAAAAGACCCCCAGUGACUCAUCUAGAAUGAGCUCUUCCUCUGCUUCUCGAAAGAGGACACACUCCACUGAGUCCCAGGGAUCCCACCCCUCCAAAGUCUCUAAGUCCUCCAGGAACUCAGCCUACCAGCUACCUGCUCUGUUAGCUGCCUCCAGUGCACACUCCCUGGGGGCGCAAACUGCUGAGAUCCUCCCAUCCCUGGGUCUCCCCUCCCUCCACCAGGGAAACUUCUCUCACUCCAAGGGGGACAAGACUGACACUAACGGACACAAUGCAGGCGGGGGAAGCCAGUCAAAUGAGUACCAGGACACAUUUGAGAUGCUGAACUCUUUACUGAGUGCUCAGGGGGUCCAACCUGCUCAGCCUCCCAUGUUUGACUACCGGUCUCAGUACGGGGAGUACAGAUACAGUGGAGGGUCAAGGGGGGGCUCUCGACCGCCACCCCUGCCUGCUGAACCUCCACCCCCGCUACCCCCCUUUACCCAAAUGAUCCCUGAUGAAGGGGUGAAUUACUGACAGUAUCUGUAGACGCCUCCACAUCCUUCCAUAAGACAUUUGCACUGUGACUUUGGGUCCCUUUAUGUGUUUGAAGGAAUCAUGUUGUGGUUUUCAACUUGACAGCAAAGAAAUGUACUUCCAAUACAUACUUAUCAGUGAUGCAUGUACAGAAGUUUCUCCCUUGUUACAUCAUCAUAUCCAAUACAUCUGUGGGGCAAUAACAGGUGUGAAAGAAAACAUAAUGAAUUUAUUUAUUUAAAAAAAUGUAAAUACUAUUUUUGAUGUUAUUCAUUUUUUUAUUGUGAUAUGAACUCAAAUCCAAUUUCAUGGAAUGACUGGACCUGAUACUUUAAACAUGGCUGUUUAAGUAAUUUUGAAUGCACAGUAGAAGAAACAAACUUGUCUGCUUCACUUCUUAAAUUGUGUAUGUCUCGCUAACAAUUAGUAUUUUUCAGAAUGUUUUUAAAUGUACUAUUUAUUAUUAGUGUUGAAUGCAAUUAGAACAUUUUGCCAACUGCCUCCCCUGCGCUUUCUGCGGUGUCCUGUUGAACUGAAUGAUCGUUGAGUGCUCCUUACACAAGUUUAUUUGAGAAUGCAUGUCUUCAAAGCCAUCGUUUUAAAUGUUUUUGUUUAAAAAGUAGUCACUGAAUCACCCCCAUUUUGUCUAUUAUAGUACAUUUUUUUCCCCCUCUGCAUUAUUUGCAACACUUUAUAUAUUAAUUAUGUAAAAUGACUUUAGUGGACAAAAUAUUUUCACAUUUAGUUAAAAGUUGCAAAAAAUACUUGAAAUUUAAAAGGAACAUUUCAGUUUUUCUACUUCAUAUUCAUCCCUAGCACCACCCCUACAUCAACAUGUGAAAAUUGUGCAUUUUUUUGUAGUAAAAAAUAGAGUAAUAUAAGUGUUUCCAAUGAGUAUGCAAUGCCAACCCGUAUUUGGUUUAAAUCCAAUGGUGCAUAUUAGGAAAACUUAUCUUCCUCUCUUUUAAAUUAAAUGUUUUUACUAAACAUAAAUGUGCCAUUUUCACAUGUUGAUUUUGGGAAGAUGCUGGACAUGACAAAUAUGAAGUUAACUUUAAAAAAUAUAUUUUUUUAUUUUCCUUAAGGCUUGUAUUUUAGUUUCUAGAUUUGAAUGUGUUGCAGUCAUUGUUUUAAAUGGUUGUAAAAUGUUAGUCAUAAUACUCAAAUAAUUACACUAACGUACAGAGUUUAUACUACAGUACUUAUCUACAUAUUCCUACACAUUUUGAUAAUGGACUGAUUUUUGUCUUAGUGCUUUGAACAGAAUUCAUAGUGUUGCUUCCACUACUGUUUUAACGAUAACUGAUGUCUUCACUCGUACAUUUUGAAUGCAACUGAAAUUGUAUUUUUGUGAGAUUUUGAUAAGGUGCAUAAUCAUUUGUCUAUAUUAUUUAGAUAAUUUGUUUUUCUGGUUUCAUGCCACACCAUGUGGUUGCUUGUGGCAAUCACACCAUGUGGUUGCUUGUGGCAAUCACACCAUGUGGUUGCUUGUGGCAAUCACACCAUGUGGUUGCUUGUGGCAAUCACACCAUGUGGUUGCUUGUGGCAAUCACACCAUGUGGUUGCUUGUGGCAAUCACACCAUGUGGUUGCUUGUGGCAAUCACACCAUGUGGUUGCUUGUGGCAAUCACACCAUGUGGUUGCUUGUGGCAAUCACACCAUGUGGUUGCUUGUGGCAAUCACACCAUGUGGUUGCUUGUGGCAAUCACACCAUGUGGUUGCUUGUGGCAAUCACACCAUGUGGUUGCUUGUGGCAAUCACACCAUGUGGUUGCUUGUGGCAAUCACACCAUGUGGUUGCUUGUGGCAAUCACACCAUGUGGUUGCUUGUGGCAAUCACACCAUGUGGUUGCUUGUGGCAAUCACACCAUGUGGUUGCUUGUGGCAAUCACACCAUGUGGUUGCUUGUGGCAAUCACACCAUGUGGUUGCUUGUGGCAAUCACACCAUGUGGUUGCUUGUGGCAAUCACACCAUGUGGUUGCUUGUGGCAAUCACACCAUGUGGUUGCUUGUGGCAAUCACACCAUGUGGUUGCUUGUGGCAAUCACACAUGCUCAACUGAGGGACUUUUUAGAGGUUUUAACAUAACAUCUCCGGUACCACUGUGUCAACCAUCACUGUCUACAUUUAAUUUCAGUGAGAAUGACCUGUUCAAUUAAGAUAAUCUUUCCCUUCAUGUUCCAGACUUGCUGUUUGUCAUGCUUAUGAACAAACUGGUAUAGUCUUUCUCCUUAAAUCAUGUUUAAAAUUGUAUGAUGGUGGAAAUGGGCUUGAACUUAGCUCUGACAUGUUUCAGACCGUUUAACAGAACUCUUUGUCCAAUGGAUGGGUUAGCUGACAACGUCACAAAAACGAUGCACAUGUUUCAAUGGGGCAGAAGUCUGUGUGUUGUGAUUCUGGAUGGCCAGAUGGCUAGAACCAAUACAAGAGGCUGCUCAUUUCAGUUAGUUUUCUUGUUCUUGAUACCAUGUCUUGUUUUUAGGUGUUUUGACUGAUGUCACAUCUUUGCUAAUAUGGCUAAACUUCACAAGCUAGCUAACCAACAACUGUAACAAUGUAUUUGAGAGACAAGUGCUCAUUGUGCAAAUGUAUUUAUGUUUUCAAUAAACAUUGGAGACUAAAUAUA